Messenger RNA from Folsomia candida, 820 nucleotides. RefSeq names its product protein D2. The transcript is spliced from 5 exons. NCBI's taxonomy places the organism in Eukaryota, Metazoa, Arthropoda, Collembola, Entomobryomorpha, Isotomidae. Bases 143 to 763 code for a protein of 206 amino acids. The record is from RefSeq and is a predicted model, not a curated record.
UUAUGCUAGAAACAUUGGAUAUUGUUUUCAGUUUACGGUGGAGUUUGAAGAAGGAAUAUCCUUCCAUUUAAUAGCGCAACGAUUCUGAUACCUCAGCUGUAUCUUGCCAAUUUCACUACCCUCCAUUACCAAAGAUAUCAACAUGGAGAAGCUUUCAGUACGAACCUUUCAAUGGGGGCUAUUAACCAUUCUCAUCCUUCGUGUAAGAAGUGAAAAGGAAAAGUCGAACCCUUUGUUGCCCCUUAUCCCUGAUGUGAUUGAUCAACUACCACCUCACAAAAUAUGGGGUGAAUAUGAGGGUGGGAUUCCCAUUAAUUUUGGAAACUCAAUCACGCCCCUCCAGGCAAACGACACUCCAAUAUCUAUUCGUUGGAUAGACGAUCAGCCGGGGAGGUUAUAUGUACUGAUGAUGCUGGACAUGGACGGACCAACGUCAGAAAAUCCGGUAAACAGCCCCGUUAAUCACUGGCUCGUUGGAAACAUUGAGGUUGGGAAGGGCAACUCUUGGCGUCGUGGAACAGUUUUGGCCGUAUAUUCCAGACCACGUCCAGAGGAAGGAAGUGGUCUCCAUCGGUAUGUAUUCCUCGUGUAUGAGCAACCCGGAGGAGGAAUGAUCUCCUUCUCGGAGACGUUAAUUCCCAGUGGACCGAGUUUGGCACGGCGAAAUUUUGAUUAUCGCCAGUUUGCAAAGAAAUAUCGUCUUGGAGAACCUUUUGCUGCAAACUAUUUUCAAUCCUUCUUUGUUGAUGGGGAAUUUAAUUAAAAAUUGGUGUCAUGAAGACGAUGUCUCGAAUAAAACUUUUUCGUUUUUGAUCUACCC